AUGGAAUUGCAGAACCCCACCCACCUGCUUCUUGUUUCAAGCCCAGGUCUGGGUCAUGUCAUCCCAGUCAUUGAGCUCGCUAAGCGCUUCGUCCUUCACCACAACUUCAAGGUCACUGUCCUCGCCGUCACUUCCCAAACCUCACGCGUCGAAACGCAGAUCCUCAACUCAGUCCUCACACCCUCCCUCUGCCACCUCAUCGAUAUUCCUUCACCAGACCUCACUGGCCUCCUUGCCCAAAACGACCGCAUGGUCACGCGCCUCUGCGUCAUGAUGCGCGAAUCCACACCUGCCAUCAAAUCCAUCAUGUACGAAAUUACGCCUCGCCCCUCGGCGCUCAUCGUGGAUUUUUUCAGCACCGAGGCCAUACCCGCAGCCAGAGAACUCGACAUUCCAAGCUACGUCUUCGUGCCCUCACACGCUUGGUUUCUCGCGCUGCUUCUGUAUUCCCCAUUGCUGCAUGAGAAAAUAGUAGGAGAAUACGUGGACCAGAAGGAACCGCUGAAAAUCCCGGGCUGCAGCGCGGUGCGACCGGAGGACUUGGUAGACCAGAUGCUGGACCGGAGCCACAGAGAGUAUACAGAGUAUCUUGGAAUAGCGAAGAGAAUUCCGCAAAGCGACGGCGUUUUGGUUAACACGUGGGAGGAGCUUCAAGGUGAAGAUCUUGAAGCGCUGAGGGAGGGAGGUUUGUUAAGUGAAGCCCUCAAUAUGAAGCUUCCUGUGUAUGGUGUGGGACCUAUCGUGAGACAACCCGAGUCAGAAACCAGUUCUUUAACCGACUCACUCACGACGUGGCUCGACGAACAACCGAGCAAGUCGGUGGUUUACGUUUCGUUUGGCAGCGGAGGAACGAUGUCGUUUGAGCAGAUGACGGAGCUGGCUUGGGGAUUGGAGCUGAGUGAACGGAGAUUUAUUUGGGUGUUGCGCGCACCUUCCGAAGGAGCUGCGGACGCGGCGUUUUUCACCACUGGGAGUAAUGAGGUUGAUGCGGUGGCGAAUUAUUUGCCGGAAGGGUUUGCUUCGAGGACCAGCAAAGUGGGCCUUUUGGUCCCGGAGUGGGCCCAACAAGUAAAUAUACUUGGUCAUGGUUCUAUUGGAGGAUUUCUUACACACUGCGGGUGGGGUUCAACGUUGGAGAGCGUGACGAACGGUAUUCCGUUGAUCGCAUGGCCGUUGUACGCGGAGCAGAGGAUGAACGCGACGUUGUUGGCGGAGGAGCUGGGCCUGGCGGUGCGGCCGGCGGUGCUGCCGACGAAGAAGGUGGUGCGUAGAGAGGAGAUAUCAGAAAUGGUGAGGAAGGUUAUUGAGGGCGAGGAUAGUGUGAAGAGCAAUCGCAUCCGGAAAAGAGUGAGAGAGGUGCAAGAAGGUGCGAUGAAAGCCAUGUCCAUGGAUGGUUCGUCCUAUUCCGCUCUAUCUCACGUGGCAAAAGCCAUUGAAGGUUAUAGAUAG
Sphenostylis stenocarpa is the source of this 1449-nucleotide messenger RNA. The record is from the annotation of a GenBank genome assembly. NCBI's taxonomy places the organism in Eukaryota, Viridiplantae, Streptophyta, Magnoliopsida, Fabales, Fabaceae.